Molecule: messenger RNA, 642 nt
Organism: Alternaria ethzedia
Lineage: Eukaryota; Fungi; Ascomycota; Dothideomycetes; Pleosporales; Pleosporaceae
Exons: 2
Coding region: 1-642 (213 amino acids)
Biological process (GO): protein acetylation
Molecular function (GO): N-acetyltransferase activity
Source: RefSeq, a predicted model, not a curated record
AUGCAAGAUGAGGAAUUGCAAACGCUUACAGCUUCUGAGCCGCUGACGCUUUCGGAGGAGUACGCUAUGCAGUCCUCGUGGCGACGGGAUGCAGAUAAGUUGACUUUCAUCAUCUGCACUUCGCCACACACACCGCAAGCACUGUCGGAUGUCUCUAUACCUAUUAGAGUCACUGGCAAGAUAGACGACACGCCCAAUCGUAUGAUUGGGGAUGUGAACCUGUUUUUGUACCCGUCCGAGGACUGUAACGAUGGCGCAGGGGAACAAGGCAAACACGAGACUGGGGAGAUGGACGCGGUGGGCGAGUUGGAGAUAAUGAUUGCCCGGCCUGACGCACGAGGAAAAGGGCUAGCAAAAGAAGCCCUACAGGCGUUCAUCUGGUACAUAUCUACCUCGCUGCCAGCCAUCCUGGACGAGUACGCGAAGGGAGCCAACAACAAAGACAAGCCCAAGUCUCUGAGCUACCUCCGUGUCAGAAUCGACAAGGACAACAUCCCGAGCCUCAGUCUGUUCAAAACGUUGGGCUUCAGCCAAGUUAGCGAACCUAAUUACUUUGGGGAAGUGGAGCUACGGUCAGAGGUUGCAAGGCACGGGAUAGACAAAGCUUGUUUGUUGGCAAAAAGCGUCUCGUACGAAGACUGA